AACCCAUCAAACGAUGAUUCAACGUGUCCGACAGAGACAAAUACGGAAAACUCUAUUGAACGUUGAUGAUGAAAGUGAAAUCAGUGCUGUAGCAGAAUCCAAGAAGAUUUAUCGAGAAAUUAGUCCAAGAUCCCCUAUGCCUGGAGUACCGUUCGGGUUAGAACUGUUUGUUCCAGUUGAAAGAAUUCUUGUCCGACCACAAGAAUUGCCACCACAAGAUUACGAAGCGUUCACGGAGCACAUGCAUUAUGACAUCAUUGAUCUCGACACGGGGAAAAUUUUUUUCGCCUGGGAAACUGACGUCCAUGGCUUUGGGCGUCAUAGGGUCUACACUCUCCGAAUAGUGGAUUUUGCAGGGAGGCCGGUGCUUCAAGUCAAUAACAUUACUACCUGUCUGACCUCCAUUUUCUGGAUCUUGCGUUGUUUUGGACAAACUGGAAGGCGAGUCAACGUAAACAAACCCGACGGAACUAAACUUAGCGAAGACCAAAGGGAGGAUAUUGCUGCGGCACCUCGUGGCUGA
Messenger RNA from Folsomia candida, 523 nucleotides. RefSeq lists its product as uncharacterized. The record is from RefSeq and is a predicted model, not a curated record. NCBI's taxonomy places the organism in Eukaryota, Metazoa, Arthropoda, Collembola, Entomobryomorpha, Isotomidae. Bases 14 to 523 code for a protein of 169 amino acids. The transcript has 5 exons.